AUGGCAGACGAACAGGAUGAAGGCAUCGGCUCGAUCUUUCCUGUUCCACCGCCCUUCUACAGGCACUUCACUACGGACAACCUCGCACGACUGAAGGAGUUCCGGGAGAAUGCGCAAGCGGAUGGUCCGACUACCGAAACCUCAGAGCCAGCGACAUCGGGCCUCCAGCGCAUACUCGAUCUCCCUCCAGAGCUUCGUUUCCUUGUACCACCUGAGCCAUCCACAGACGGCAAAUGGCGCAAUUUUGGUGGUCAAUACGACCUAAGUGACCCUCUCCCCUCCCUUAACGACCUCCAGCUCUACCCGUCCGGCCCCGACGACGACCCCUCAACUAUCCCCUCGGAAUGGACCCUCGACCGCGCCUUCUACCUCAAAAGAAUCGCCAAGUCCAUACUGCUCAACUUUCUUGAGCUAGUCGGCACCCUGUCCAUCAACCCUGACCAGUUUGAGGACAAGACGCAGGAUCUGAGAGUGUUGUUCAUCAAUGCGCAUCACCUGAUCAAUCAGUAUCGGCCGCAUCAGGCGCGGGAGACGUUGAUCCUUAUGAUGGAGGAGCAGGUUGACAGAACGAGGGCACAGGUGGAGGGGGUGAGGAGGAUGAAGGGGACGAUUGACGGGUUGCUAAAAGAAAUGGUGAAUGAUGGUCCGAAUGCACCAAGGGACGUGGUCAAUGGGGAUGGAGAGGCGAUAUCUCAGGAGGAGGAAUGGAAGGACGAACAACGGGCAAUUUGGCAGGCACUGGAUGAGGAGCUGGCCGUGUGA
Messenger RNA from Coniosporium apollinis CBS 100218, 762 nucleotides. RefSeq lists its product as uncharacterized. The coding region runs from base 1 to 762 and encodes 253 amino acids. The transcript has 2 exons. Gene Ontology annotation, biological process: regulation of transcription by RNA polymerase II. Gene Ontology annotation, cellular component: mediator complex; core mediator complex. Gene Ontology annotation, molecular function: transcription coregulator activity. The record is from RefSeq and is a predicted model, not a curated record. NCBI's taxonomy places the organism in Eukaryota, Fungi, Ascomycota, Dothideomycetes.